CAGAGGGUCAGCAGACAGCAGAGGCCUUGGUGUCACUGUCACCUUUUCCUAGCACAGCGCUCACCUCGCUUCAGCCAAGGGAAGCCUCUGACGUCCCUGCAGUUACUGCUGCCAUUCCUCAGCCAGGCCUGGAGAAAAACCCGACUGCUGCAACACUCAGUGCCACAGGGGCCCGUGCUACAGAGGUGGAGGAUGCCUUCAUCACCACCACCCCCGUGGCAGGCUCCAAGGCAGAGACACUGCAGGCUUCUACCACUGCCAGUCCUGGGGACAUCACAGUUACACAUCCUGAGCAUGACAACAUGAGCUUGUCAGCCAACAGCAGCACUGAAAUCCCCUCCCCUACCUUGACUGCCAGCACUCUGGAAGGAAACCAGCCCGGCCAUGAAGCCACAGAACCUUUCAGCACAACUGAAGAGACGGAUGAUGCCAGCAGUGCAACCCCCACGCCUCCUCUGAACACUGGGCCCGCAACAACUAACAGCUCUCAGUCAGGGCUUUUUGAUGGGCAGACCCUGAGGCCCACAGCAGCAAGGUCUGAAACCAAGGCAGGAACGAGCCCUGUGGGUGCCACAGAGGAGAGCACUGUGGAGCCCAGAACCUCCUCUGCUCCCACCUCCAUUGUACGGAGCACGUCCUUUGCUACUGCCUCCAGUACUGUGACAGUGACAGUGACACCCCUUGUGACCAGCUCCACGCCUGCCAGCACAGCUGCCAUCCCCACCAGCACGCCCACACUGGCACAGUCACUGGAGCCCAGGCAUGAGAAGACUUCUGUGUUGGAUGUUGGUGAUGAUAAUUCAGAGCUCCCCACUUUGGCUGGUAAAGCAAGGGCUGACCCCUUGGUGAUCACUGUGAUCUCCGUGUUCAUUGUCAUGGUGGCCAUCCUGGCCCUGGUGGGAUUCCUGCGCUACCGCCAGCGCAACAACCGCACCGAGUUCCGGCGCCUGCAGGACCUGCCCAUGGAUGACAUGAUGGAGGACACCCCUCUCUCCCUCUACAGCUACUAGGCAACCAGGCUGUCUGCUGCCCAGAGGAAAAGGCCUUGAGGACUUGGUCCCAGACGAUCUGCUGAGGAAUGAGGGGCUGUGAUUUGCACACAACUGAAAGAUCCUUUUCAGAUGGUUUUUGGUUUUAGACAUUUUCAAUAGGUCAGUGUUGAAGCUUCUAUGCUGCAAAUCAGAGCCCAAGUCUGACCCUUUUCUCCAGGCUCACCUCAAAACAAUGCCCUGAAGAAGUGUCCUCCUUUUAGUGUGGCAACCAAUUAGCCAAGACAACCCUUGCCAUGGUGUUCUGCAUGGAUCUCUUCUGUUGAUCUUGGUGGCUGCUGCCUUCAAAGGAGGUGGGCAAGUGUUUCAGACUAGGGCUCUUAACACUGGUAGUGUCAGCACAGUGCCAGCAAAGGAGACUGCUGUUUUCUGAGGAAGCCAAGGAUGUGGAAAUCAGUUCUAUUGGGCUCCCUCUUGUUCUGUAUUUUUAAGGUUGUUUGUUUUGGGGGUUUUCUUGCACUUUUGUUUUUGUUCCUGUUUCAGCUUUAGUCCCAGUAUUGGCAUUGCCCAUCCUGAAACACCUACAGGAGGAUAAAAGACUACUCUGCUUCCUUCCUAGAUGCACACCUUUUCUCUUCAACCAGGGAAGUGUUUUGUGGCCACUGGAGAAGUGCCCCUGCUACUUGAUGUUGCUUUGAAGUUGCUGGGAGGAAAUUGAACAUAAUGUUAGCUUAACUGAGCUUGACAGGACUCAGUCUAUUGCCAAUUAGACACACUAAUUUGGUCUCACCACAAUUAGGAAACCGUGUCUCCUACACUUGAUGCUUUUGGCAUAUGUGUAACCUCCUUUCCCAAGCCCAGUAAAUGCUUUAGUCCAUUUCCCUGCCUGGGCUAACACAAGCCUUUCCUCAGGUACCUCCCAUUUUGCUUCUAGCAUCUGGUUGCUGGAAGUUGUUGUACAAAGCUGGUGCUUUGCUCUCCCUCCUGUGCUAUGCAAGGUCAGAGCUCCUCUACUUUCUGAUGUUGGUCUUUUGAGCCAGUUGUGUCUUGUCAUGAGGACAGAUCCUGGAUGUAGGUGCCUUCCUCCCCUUCCCUUUCUUGGUGUUAUGCUGAUUAGAUUCUGCACUUUUGCCUCAAAAUAUCACUGCUGUAGACUGCAUCCAAGGCUCUUGAGGCCUCUCAAGGAAACCCAUAGACCAGAGCCUCUGAGUGUAAAUCAGAGGAGCUUUUGGUGCCCUUGCCUCAAAAAGACUGGAGUGUGUGUGACAUGACAAUCUUCAUGUAAUUACACCUGCUCCUGUUUUCUAACUCACAUUUGACUGCAGAAAAAUGGAAACACAUGCCUUCUCUAGAGUGUUUGAUUUUUGACUAAGCCAGUUGCUCCCUCAGGAUACAGCAAGGGCUAGAGUUUAUCUGGCACAUUGCUCUACAAGCCUCAGUUUCUCCUCUCCUUUCAGUAGCAACAUCACUGAACCCCACAAAGGACAGAUACCAAGCCUCACUUGCAAAAGUACCUUUUUUUUUUCCCAGUGCUGUUAGUGGUUGUCAUAGCAGGGUAAGGGAUAAUUCCCCAUCAGCUGAGCUCAAGUAGCCUGGAAAGCCCAAAGAUGGAGCAGAACUGGUCUGGGUCAAAUAGAUGAACUGGGUAAGGCAGCAGUUCCUCCUCCCUGUGCUGCUGCUUCCAGAGUGGCUGACAAAUGGCUGCAGUGCAGUUGGGCUUCAGUUUGGCCUUCCAUCUGUGUAUUUAUGCCCAGUAAAAUAGGGAAGAGGGUUGGUUCUCUUCUAUGAUUGCAUGAGAACUGAAGAGCAAUUGUCACAACUCCAAAGCUUUUGUAUCAAGCAUUGUCUGCACAGAGUGAUCUCCCUAGCUACAGACUUGUUUCCCCUGCCGGAGGGCAGGGUGCUGCUGGUUUUCGGCACAAAGUUGGCAAGUUAGUGGUGGAAAACAGAACUCCAUCCUGGCUGGAACUGGUGCAGGCUGGCAUAUCUGGGAAGUGUGUCUGCACACAAUCAAAAGGGCAGAGGCUGGUUGUUCUGGUUUCCCAUGCAUCGCUGUGCAGGGAAAAGGGGUGAGGAAAAACUCGCCCAACACCAAAGUGCAACUUUGUUUGUAAAAUAUGUUGAUAUUGGAUUUUUUUUUUCUGCAAUAAAGUUACAAAUGCCAAAAG
Molecule: messenger RNA, 3157 nt
Organism: Zonotrichia albicollis (white-throated sparrow)
Lineage: Eukaryota; Metazoa; Chordata; Aves; Passeriformes; Passerellidae
Source: RefSeq, a predicted model, not a curated record